AUGAUUUCUUAAAAGACUUAAAGCUUUUUAUGUGAGCUUCUCUUUGAAAUAGCAAAGGGAGAAAAAUAAGUAGAAGUAGUUCGUCAGUUACUUGGAGAAUAGGACUCCUUUGAGCCUUAUUCAGCUUUUCGUAGAAUAGAUUAGUAAAGAAAAAAAUUCAUAAAUAGUUAUGACAUAAAAGAUUUUUUGAGCGAAAACGGAUUCCCUCAUUCUUUAUAAGAGUGUGAUUUAUUUAUCAAAGCAUAUGAUAUCGAUCAAGAUACUAAGAUUUCCUAUACUGAGUUUUUAAGAGCAGUUUUACCUUAUGACAAUUAAUCUUUAAGAGAAUAAGUCUCUUAGAGACCUCCUUUAGAAAUAAAAAGCAAUGAAAAAUUAUCCUGUGAUGUGGAAUACACUUUAUCUAAAUUAAUUGAUAGGGAAAUACAAUGUAACAUAGCUAUUAUAGAAAAGAAAGCCUUACUUGAAACAAGAUAUGAUUUUAGUGUAGCCGAUUGCUUUAAUACUCUUGAUGUUAAUAAUAAAAAGAUGCUUGAUGGAAGGGAUUUUUAUGCUUUUUUUAGAAAAAACGGUUUAGUUUCUUAUGAAGACGAAAUUAUUUCUUUGCAUAGAAGACUUGACUUUGACUAAGAUGGCUAUAUUUCUUAUGAAGAUUUUUUUUAUGGAAUAUCAAAAUAAGAAACUCUUGAAAAGGCAGAAAGACGUAAUCCUCAUGAGCAUUAAAUAAUUGCAUCUCCUUUUAGAAAAGUUUCUAAAUCUCCUAUUGGUGAAAGAAAAAUAAGCUAGCAAUUUACUCCAAACAGUAGCAUAAAGAAAAAAGCAAAUUAGCUUUCUAGCUCAAAAAAAAAUGUCUAAAUUUUAUCACCAUCUAGAGCAAAAAACUAUUAAAAUUAUAAUAGCGAAUUUUAAAAUUCCCCUGUUAGAGAAAAUUCUCGUUUUAGAACCUCAACUGGCUUUAAACAUUCUCCUGCGAAAUCAAUACUUAAGAAUUCAACUAACAAAAUGGAAAUUGAAAAAAAUUUAUUGAGAAAUGAAUUAAAUUAUUCUAGAGAGUUAGAUUAAAUAUAAUCUUAAUAUGCUUCUAGAAAUUCUGAUUAUAAAGAUGAUCCAAGCUAUCUUAUGAGAAAUAAAAUAAGAGAAUCAUCUAAAGAUGUAAGAAGUGAUCCUUAUAUUUAAGCAAGAGAGAUAUUUGAAAAAGAAAGAGCUAUAGAAGAAGAAAAAUAGAAAAUACUGUUAUAAGAAAAACUAAAAACAAUAGAUUAAGAAGAAAAGUUAAGAAGAGCAAGAGAAUAAGAAGAAUAUGAAUAUUAGAUAUAAAAAAUGAAGGCUAUAGAAAGAGAGUAGUAAAUGAGAUAAAUUGAAAAGGAAAAUCAAAUAAAGCAACAAUAAAUACUUCGUGAAAGGGAACUUUAAAAGCUAAAGUUUGAGAGUGAUUUAAAACAAAGAGAAAAGGAGAGAUAACAAAAGUAAGCAGAAAAUGAAAGAAAAUAUGUUAUAGAAUAAGCAGAUUUUUACAACAAAGAAUAUGAAGAAAAAUAAAGAAAGAUCAUCUAACUUGAAAAAGAGUAGAGAUUAUAAGAGUUAGAAAGAGAGAAAAAAAUUAAUUAAUUAGAAAAGCUUAAAUAGUAGUAAGAAAAAGAAGACAGAGAAAAGAGGCUUAUUGAUGAAGAAAAAGCCAUUUAAGAAUAAAUUGAGUACGAAAGAUACUUGAAAUAAAAAAUUUAAGAUGAAAAAAGAUAUGCAAGUAUUGAGUAAAAUAUAGAAAAAAAUAGAGCAAAUAGACCUUCUAGUUAUAUUAAAAGCAUAGAUAAAAGUAUGGAUCUUUAUAACUAACAUUCACAUCCAUAACCUACUAAUUAUUCUUAAAAAAAAACUGCAAGUUUUGCUGAAAGAUCACCAGUACUCAGUCAAAAAUAUUCCACCCCUAAAAGAUACGACAAUUACGAUGAAAAAAAUACUUUAUAAUACUCUUAAUUAUCUUAAAAUUAUAGAAAUCCAAUUUUAGAAAACAAUAAAGCUUAAAAUGAUCGUGAGCUACAACAUAAAACUCUUUAAAAAUCUCCUUAUUCUAAAUUAUCAUACAGCCAAACAAAUAAAUAUGAUAAACCCUCCUAUACAUCACCAAUAGACUUGAGAGAAACAUCAAAAAAUACGAGAAGUCCAAUAAGCAAUCAUUUAAGUGCUACUAAAGAUAGAGAAUUAGAUAGAAGUGAUUUAUAUAAAAAAUAAAAUUUCUCAACCAGCUAAAAGUAGAACUUGACUUAAUCAAAUAAUAAAAGAAACAACUAUAGCUUGCAAAUAGAGGAUUAAUUGAUAACAUAUUUUUUAGACAUAAUCUAAACAGAAAAGAAAUCUGAAAGAUCCAGAUAAGAUCUAGCAUUACGUCCUGAUUUCAAGUUAGGUGAUAUUUAUAAAAUACUUGAUAAAACUUAGAAAGGAUUUAUCAGCUCAUUAAACUUAGAAGACUUUCUUAAAAAAAUAAACAUUUAGACAUCAAUAAAUGAUAUUUAUCUAUUGAUGAGAAGAUACGAUUUAGAUAACGAUGGACAGCUAAGGUUUACAGAUAUUGCUGAAGCUAUUACUCCAAAGCAAAGUGAAUAUGCAAAGUUAUUGAAUAAAAGAGAAAGCUACUUAGAGGGAGAUAUCCAAAUAGAUGAAGUUUAUUCUUUUGAAACUAUGAAGUUAUUGAAGGAAUUGUUUUUGAUCCUAAUAGAGUCUGAAUAGCUAGUUGAGUAAAUUAGAUAUUCAUUAAAGUAGCAUAGGAAUUUUAGCUUUUAAGAAAGUUUUGGGAUGAUAGAUUAGGAUUAAGAUGGAUUUAUUAACUAAGCCGAGCUUUAACAUUUCUUUGAAAAAAAUAAUGUAUUUUGUAGCGAUAAAGAACUUAAAAUGCUAGUUCAAAGAUUUGAUCUAGAUAGAGAUAACUAGAUAUCAUUUGGAGAGUUCGUACAAGAGCUUUCUCCUAAAUCAAAUAAAAUAUAUUGA
Tetrahymena thermophila SB210 is the source of this 2979-nucleotide messenger RNA. Its product is annotated as EF-hand pair protein. Lineage: Eukaryota; Ciliophora; Oligohymenophorea; Hymenostomatida; Tetrahymenidae. The transcript has 7 exons. The record is from RefSeq and is a predicted model, not a curated record. Gene Ontology annotation, molecular function: calcium ion binding.